Messenger RNA from Rhinocladiella mackenziei CBS 650.93, 513 nucleotides. RefSeq lists its product as uncharacterized. Bases 1 to 513 code for a protein of 170 amino acids. Gene Ontology annotation, cellular component: membrane. The transcript has a single exon. The record is from RefSeq and is a predicted model, not a curated record. NCBI's taxonomy places the organism in Eukaryota, Fungi, Ascomycota, Eurotiomycetes, Chaetothyriales, Herpotrichiellaceae.
AUGUCGUCCAUCGCAACCACUCUCGGCCUGCAUGCCAACGGCCUCACUCCUGUCCCCUGUCAGGCACCGUACCACGCGAUAUUCAACUUCAUGUUCGCGUACGUCUUCCUCUCAUCACGCCUUCUCAAGAAUUCAUACGGCAUCGAUCACAACGUCAACCCGCGUGAAGACAUCACACGCUUUGGCGAAAAAGCCGUCCACGAUGGAAAAAUCACCCGCCAACAGCUCAAUAUGUUGAAACGCAACGAGGCCGCCCACGCGAAUGCCAUGGAGCACUUUCCCGUGUUCAUUGGAAGCACACUCUUCGCGAUCGUCAGCCAAGUGCCCAAUGUGACCAUCAAUCGGGUCUGUACGAUCUACUCGGCUGCCAGAGUGGUGUAUGCUAUGGCGUAUUUGUCCGUGGAGAAUGUCAGGUUUUCAUAUAUCCGAAGUUUGGCUUGGUGGAUUAGCAAUUUUAGCUGUAUUUAUUUAUUGUGGAAAAGCGGCCAGGCUUUGAAUGCCGGGAUGGUAUGA